Diuraphis noxia (Russian wheat aphid) is the source of this 11275-nucleotide messenger RNA. RefSeq names its product dynein cytoplasmic heavy chain beethoven (gene btv). The record is from RefSeq and is a predicted model, not a curated record. Gene Ontology annotation, biological process: microtubule-based movement. Lineage: Eukaryota; Metazoa; Arthropoda; Insecta; Hemiptera; Aphididae. Gene Ontology annotation, molecular function: minus-end-directed microtubule motor activity; dynein light intermediate chain binding; dynein intermediate chain binding. Gene Ontology annotation, cellular component: dynein complex.
AUGAAAACAGCAGGUAACUAUUUUGGGCUUGAUACAUUUGAUGAAAAUAUAAUUUUAAAAUCGGGUUCUGAGCACUUGAACGCUUUCUUGAACUCUUCUAAUUGUUGCACAUUAUAUAUAAAAAAUACAGACACUGAAACACUAGAAGCAAAUGACAAAAACGAUACUGAAUCAGAUAUAAAACUCGACCCGAAAUUACAAUGUCUAAUUUCAGACCUCGAAAUGGGAUUAAAAACUACUAUUUUAAAGUCAUCACUACAGCAGUUAAAUAAUUCAAUAGAACCACACUUAGGAGACAUUGAAGACGAAGCUGACUAUUGGUGUGUUGUAAAAAAACAUACAAAAAAUAAAGAAGAAUCGAUCGCAGCUGAAAAAAUAUGUUCUUUAUUUUUACCUGUAACAAAGCAAUUAAAAGAAUCGUCUAUUCAUGACAUGGAGGAAUGCUUAGAAAACAUACACAAUUGUCUCGAUGACAUAUGGAAAAUCGAAGAAAUUAAAUAUCCUCAAACCAGAAUGGAACAUUUAUUUGAAGUUAUCGGAAACGGUAUGAUAAAACUCAUUCAACGAACAACAAGUGAUAUGAAUAUAUGGACUGGAGAUCAUAAUGCAAAUAUAGACACGUUAAAAAUGUGUAUGAAAACCUGUAACAAAUGGAUUAAAAUAUGUGAACAGUURACUAUGUUGUAUUGGCCAAACUACACUUAUCAUAAAUGGAUUGGUCCAACAUUUUUGCCGAAAAACUUAAUCACAUUUUCUAAUCAUAUUAAAGAAAUAAUAUCAAUAUUAUGUGUAAAUAACCAAAUGAUAAAAUUAUUGAGUGCCUAUGAGCAAGAAAAAUUGAGAACAUCAGAAAAUUUGAGAUCAUUUAUCGAAUUCAAUGGUGUGAGUCAAUUAAAUACUUACACAAAACAGAAAUGGGAAGCUGCUGUAGAAAAAUUUGAACAAAAAUUGCAACCAGCUGAGGAUUUAAUUGCUGGGAAACUUAGAAAUUUGAUUAAUAGUAAAAAAUCAAACACUGUAGAACUAAUUCAUGAAUUUACUCAUUACCAAGAAAUAAUAGAAAGGCCAAAAAUGUUUGUUCAACUCAAAGGAGAAUUGGAAAAUUUCCUAAAUUGUCUAAAACAAAUUAUCAGUGUAAUAGGAGAUAAUGCCGAUGGAGAACAAAAAAUGAAUGUACUAGAAUUAGCAGGUUUAGAACCAAUUGUACGAAAUUUAUAUUCAUUGAAACAACAAGAAGCUAAGUUAAAUGAUAUCGAAAGAGUAAGCGAUCGCAUACUAGCUAAUUUAAAUGAUUAUCCACAACUCAAAGACACAUUAACGGUUCAAAAGAAAUGCAUUAACAAUUUGAUGACAGAAACUUAUAGUAAUUGGAUAAAAGAUAGAAAAUCUGCAGUAAUUAACAAAAGUUUUAGGUUAAAUUCUGAUGAUCCUGUGGUUUACUUUCAAUCCAACAAACUGAUGAAAGUCAAUUUUAAUCCGGAUAUAGAAUUACUAAUUAGAGAGGUAAAAAUGUUAAAAAUUCUUGGCUACAAUAUUCCAUCUGAKAUAGAAAAUGUAUCGGAUAUGGGAAGCAAAUUUAUACGGCAAGCAAAAUCUCUCGAACAAAUAGCUUCAUUUCAUAACACAAUAGGAGAUCGAAUGAUCUCUUCUCAAAGGCCCAUGAUGCUGGCAUCAGCAGUCGAGUUGUUAAAUCUUGUUAAACAGCAAAAAAAUGUAACAUGGACCGAUAUCCAUUCUGUUGAUAUUUAUAUACUAGAAAUGCGAAAACUAAUGGAGAAAAUAUCACUUGAAAAUCAAACAUUAGCUAAUUACCACCAAUCCAUAUCCAAUAAGAUUAUAAAUCUUAUGAGUAUAGAUGUUUUGCAAGAACAACAACAGUGGAAGGUCUGUUUAAAAAGCAUCAGAGACAUUGURAGACAAGUCGAGGAAAAAUUUUCCAACUGUGAAGCGUGGAAAACACACUUGGAUUUUCAAAUAUACAAAGCCUUAAACCAUAGAUAUCAAAUAGGACUAGAAGCUCUAAAUCAACAUUUGCCCGAUUUUAGAAUAGAAAUUGUAUACAGGCAAAGACAAUUAAAGUUUAACCCUCCAAUAGAAGAGAUACGAAUGAAGUAUUAUUCUCUACUGAAAAAAUUUAUAUCAGUACCAAUUGGUUUUCGCGGUAUAGUGAAUUCGUCCGUUUCAAUAUUUGCAUCCAUAGUAGACAUUAAUGCAUCCAAAUUCCCUAAGUUGUUCUUAAGAGCCGAAAAAUUAUUUGAGAAAUUAGAAAAUGUUUUAAAAGAAUGGGAAAAUAGAGUUUCACUUGGUUCAAUAGACAUUGAGAAAAUGAUUCAAGAAAAUAUUAAGACUGCACACGACUGGGAAAACAAUUUUAGAUCCUCUAAGUCGUGGGGUCAACAGAUAGCUAAAUUUAACUGCGCUGAGUUAAAUGUCGAGUGCUUUAUUGUAAGCACUGCAGCAGUGCGAUUAGAAUUGGAAGCACAUAAUCGUCGUUAUUGGGAUACAAUGUCUACUUUAUUGCAUUCAUCGAUUUUAUUUGACAUUGCUACGUUAAACAAAUUUAUUGAAGACUCUGUCAUUAUGCUUCAACAACAAAAUUCAUCAGCAAAACAAAUAAACAAUAAACACAAAAAAAUAGUUAACGAGUCAUACGAAAUGAAUCUYAUAGCCUUGGAAAUUGUAAAAAAACAAAAGGUUUUAUCAAAUUGGACAAAUGAAAAAGUAGAUAAAAUGAACCAGACCUUAUCCAGUUGGGAAAACUUUAAAAAUAUGCUAGAAAAUCAUCAAAUGGUUAUGAAACAGCAGAUAGAUGCAAUGAAAAGUAAUUUAACAGYGGAAAURCAAACCAUUUUAAAUAUGUUCGAUAYAUUCCAUUCGAAGUGGCAACAAUAUAAACCAAAAGGUUUUGAAGACGAUAACAGUUCCAAAUUGAAAAAAGUUGUUGAAUUUUUAAAAAAUAGUCGUGUCGAAUGGAAUACGCUAAAAACACAGAAGGAAAAAAUAGUGAAUGACUGCAAAGAUGCUUACAUUGAUAUACCAGACUUCAGUUCAUAUGAUUCGAUUGAAAAUGAAUUGCUACAUUCUGAAAGCAUAUGGGGCCUUUACGAUGAAUUUAAUUCAGAUUUGCAAAGCAUUGGCCAAGAAAAAUGGAUUGAAUUUCGUAGUAAAGCUUAUAAAAAAUGUAUGGAUUUUAUUUUUAAAUGGCAAGAGAAACUUAAAGAAACAGCUGCAUCUCCGUUAACAAUCAAAAUACACAAUGAAUUAGAAACCUUCAAAGYCUUUUCGCUAUGCAUUAAAUAUGUUCAGGGAGAAACCUUUACAGAAAAACAUUGGAUUGAAAUGUUUUCAUUAAUUGGAAUUCCGUUUAAGCAUAUUGAACAACUAACAUUUGAAGAUUUUAUUUUAGUAAAAGAUAAAAUCAAAGAAAAGCUAACUAGUUUACAGGAAUUAAAUACUAAAGCAUCUAAUGAAAUUACAAUCAGACAAGCAUUGUCUGAAUUAGAUAUAUGGGAAUUUGAAACACAUUUCUCUUCUAUAAACUAUGUCGACUCAAAAGGCCACACUAUUCGUAUUAUCAACGAUUUUAAAACUAUAUUCAACUCGAUUGGAGAGAAACUAUGUUUAUUACAGUCAAUAAAAAAUACUUCAAACGACGAACAAUUUUUAGACAAGUCUAAUGUAUGGGAAGGUAAAUUAAUGGAACUCGAUGCAUACCUAAGACAAUUUUCCCAUAUACAAAGAAAAUGGCUAUACUUAGACCCAAUAUUUGGUAGUGGUGCAUUGAAAAUUGACAAAGAAGUAAAAUUGAGAUUUGAUAGAGUGGAUAGAGAUUUUAAAUAUAUAUUACAGCAAUCUUUAGAUUCGAAAAUCUUGCAGUUUUUGAAAAUAAAUAAUAUUAAAAAUUUGUUAGAAUCCAUGCUUAAUUUAUUAGCAACAACGAAAAAGAGCUUAAAUGAUUUUCUAGAGGAUAAACGAAAGAGUUUUCCAAGAUUUUACUUUCUCAGUGAUGAAGACCUAUUAGAAAUGAUUGGACAAACAAAAAAAAUAUCUGUAGUACAAGCUCAUCUUAAAAAACUAUUUAGUGGCGUACAAAAUGUACAGUUCAAUUCGUCUGGGAAUAUUAUCGCAAUAGAAUCACCUCAAAAUGAAAUAGUAAAUCUUGACAAGCCGGUUCAAGUUUCCAAUCAAAUUGAGGAAUGGCUUAAAUUGCUUGUUCAAGAAAUAACUAAUACGUUGAAAACAUGUUUUUUGAAUUGUCUAAAAGAACUAGACCCUUUGAAAUAUCCGUCACAGAUUUUAUGUAUAGUAAAUGAAGUCCUUUUCAGUUCAAGAUGCGAAGAGGCAAUAAAAAAACAACAAUUACAGCAAUUACAAAAGUCUCUAAAAAAUCAAUUAGAUACUUAUACAGCGUUAAAUGUCGAAAGUACUAUAAGAGGAGAAAUUGUACUGYACUUGAAAAUAAAGGGCCUAAUUUUAGACACAAUACAUCAUAUUAGUGUAGUAGACGAACUUAUAAACUCGCGAGUGACAUCUAUCCACGAUUGGGAAUGGCAAAAAAGAAUAAGAUUUUACUCACAUUCUGGUGGUGAAAUAAUCAUUAAAAUGGUGGAUUCGGAAUUUACGUAUUCUUACGAAUAUCAAGGGAUAGCGCCUAAACUGGUACACACGCCACUCACAGAUAACUGUUACCUAACACUCACUCAAGCAAUGAGUAUGGGAUUUGGAGGAAAUCCAUAUGGACCUGCUGGAACUGGAAAAACAGAAUCGAUYAAAGCGCUCGGUUAUCUAUUUGGCCGACAAGUAUUGGUUUUUAACUGCGAUGAAGGCAUAGAUAUCAGAUCUCUAACACGAAUAUUAAUCGGUUUGGCGAGAUGUGGAGCUUGGGGAUGCUUUGACGAAUUUAAUCGCCUAGAAGAUUCCACAUUGUCAAUGAUCUCAACAAGAAUACACCCAAUACAAGAAGCGAUUAAAAACAAAGAGAUUAGCUUCAUAUUAGAAAAUCAGAAGAUUGAUUUAAAUUUGAACGCGGGAAUAUUCGUAACAUUAAAUCCAGCAGGACAAGGUUAUGGUGGUAGAAAUAAAUUACCCGACAAUCUCAAGCAACUUUUCAGACCUGUAGUUAUGAGUAAACCAGAUCAAACUUUAAUAGCUAACGUAACACUUCACGCCGAAGGAUUUAAACACCCGCAAAUUAUAGCUAAAAAACUCGUUGAAACCUUUGAUUCUGCCAAGCAAUUGUUGAGUGAUCAACAACAUUACGAUUGGGGUCUUCGAGCUUUGAAGACAGUAAUUGGUUUUUGCGGUACAAUUUUAAAAGCUUCAGCGGUGACUUUGAAAUCACUUCCAGAAGAAUGUUCGGUCGCAGUACAGGCGUUAGAAUUGAACACGAUUUCAAAAUUAACGUUUGACGAUAGUGCACUGUUYAAAUCACUUAUUUUAAAUAUAUUUCCCGAAUUAAAAGAAACUAACUACAGCACUCAAAUAUAUGAUACAUUGACUCAGAAAAUACGGAAAGCAGCAGAGGAUAUGGAAUUACAAAUUAAUCCAAGACAAGAACAAAAAUGUAUUGAACUUUACGAACAAUUACAACAACGCAUGGGAGUAGUGGUAAUGGGUCCACCGUCGUCCGGAAAAACAACAAUAAUUCAACUAUUGUCGCGCGCCUUAACCACUAACAACAAUAUAAAAGUACAUAAAAUUAACCCAAAAGCUCAAUCACGAUCGCAAUUAUUAGGAAAAGUAGAUUUGGAUACGCGUCAGUGGAUCGACGGAAUAAUUAGCAAAGCUGCUCAACAAGCAUAUUCAGAAAAUCCUGAUAUUAUUUCUUGGAUAAUAUUUGAUGGGGAUGUUGAUCCCGAAUGGAUUGAAUCGCUCAAUUCAGUCUUAGAUGAUAAUAGAUUAUUGACAUUACCAUCUGGUUGGAGAAUUCAAUUUGGAAAUAAUAUAAAUUUUAUUUUUGAAACACAUUCUCUUGGACAUGCAUCUCCCGCUACUGUAUCGAGAAUGGGUAUUAUUCUUCUCAGCUCUGAAAUGGCUGGACAUAAAUGGACAGUUUUUGAAAUGUUUGGAGAGUAUGUGCCAGAAAUAAAUGACGCAAAAUAUUAUUGCUAUAACGAAAUGAGAGAUUGUGUAGAAGCUUACAAUUUACUAGAAAUGGAAAAUUCAAAUUUAUUUGGAAACAAAAUCGGCGAUUUAAUUGAAACACCUAGAAUAGCGAACGCUUCUGAUAUUUUAGUCAAAUGGAUACAACAUAGUUCAUCGAUUUUCGUUGUUGGACCAUCGGCAGUGGAAACCACGAAUCAGGAAGUUGAGUUGAACACAGAAUUACUGUACCUUAUCACAGCCUAUUGUGAAAGGGUUUUGACAAACCCUAGAGGGUGUAUGUUAUUGGUAGGACGUUCGGGAAUAGGACGAAACUUAGCCGUAAGAAUCGUAGCAUCCAGACAUAACGCAACAGUCGUGUCACCUAAAAUACGACCAGUUUUUAAUUUGAAUGCAUUUAAAAACGACCUCAAAACGAUAAUGCAAACAUGUGGAAUAGACAACGAAGAAGUUUAUUAUGUUGUCGAAGAAUAUCACAUAGUAAACAAUGAAGUACUGGAUAUCGUAAGUUGUUUAAUAGUGUCAGGUGAAGUGAUGGGGCUCUAUAAAAAUGAAGAGUUAGAAUCGUUGUGUUCACCGCUCAAAGAUCAAAUGUCUCAGCAGAAUUUUGACGGAACAUCGACCAAUUUUUUUACACAAAGAGUAAAGAAUAAUUUACACGUAGUGAUGAUUUUGGAUUCAGAAAGUGAAUUUUUCAACAAUUGCUUAGAAAACAGCCCGGCAGUGCUAGAUCACUGUCACGUUGUAUGGCUUGAUAGUAUUCAUCAAGAAGCCGGAGCCUGGAUGAAUACUUGUCCAAGGCGUUACUUAUCAUUUAUUCAAACAUUUAGUGUCUUACUAAAGAACAAACAGGAAUCAAUUAAUAAAAGAAUGGUCCAUUUAAAAGCUGGAUUGUCUAAAUUGAUUGAUGCCAGAAACAUCGUAGYGAAAUUGAAAUCGGACGCUAGAACUCAAGAAACGAAACUAGCAGAAAAACAAGAAAAGGCCAAUCAAGCACUGAAUAUGAUAUCUAGAACCAUGCAAGGAGCUAAUACGAAAAAAGAGCAAAUGGAAAGUCUUAGAAAAGAGUUUCAAAUAAAAAACGAUGUUUUAAACCAGAGGAAAAAAGAAAUCGAUCAAGAACUAGCGCAAGUAGAACCAUUGAUUGAAGAGUCUCAGGCAGCAGUGAGCAACAUAAAACCAGAAGCGCUGACGGAGAUCCGAUCACUUCGAGCCCCUCCAGAAGUGAUAAGGGACAUAUUGGAGGGCGUGCUCCGGCUUAUGGGCAUACAGGACACAUCAUGGAACAGCAUGAAAACGUUUCUAGCAAAGAGGGGCGUCAAGGAGGACAUAAGGUUUUUCGAUGCACGCAGGAUUUCGGARGCCAACAGGGACUCGGUGGAGAGACUUUUGAAGUCAAAACGUGACUCGUUUGACUCAAAAAACGCGAAGAGGGCAUCUGCGGCGGCGGCACCGCUGGCUUCGUGGGUAGUAGCCAAUGUCGAGUACUCGCACAUACUUCACAAAAUAAGACCAUUGGAAACCGAACACGCUUCUUUGAAAUCAAAAUUGCAAAAAGCCGAAGAGCAAAUAGAACUUUUAAGUGAUGGGUUAGACAGUGUCGAUAAAAACGUAUCAGAAUUAAGAGAGCAGUUAACUAUUAACACUAAAGAAGCAGCUGAAAUUGAAUUAAACAUUAGCAAAGAAAAAAAAACAAUAGAUGCCGCCCAAAAACUUGUCGAAAAAUUAGAUGACGAAUUUUCGAGAUGGGGUUUACAGGUAAAUGAAUUGUCGUCAAGCUUAGAAAACCUAUUAUUGAGCACACUGCUUGCGUCAGCGUUUGUGACAUAUUUAUCGGAAUGUUCAGAUAGUAUUCGCAAUGAAAAAAUUGAAAAAUGGAAGUACGAACUAAAAUCAAAUGAUUUUACGUUUUCUAAAUUCAUGGAAUCUGAAUGUCAGAUACUGCAGUGGAUUACUGAAGGCUUACCAUCUGAUGAAACAUCGCAUCAAAAUGCCAUAAUACUCAAACAGAUUAAGACCCUUCAGAUUUCGGCUAAAUUUUAUCCAUUGAUCAUUGACCCUAAUAACAACAUCAUGGAGUGGUUAAAAUUAAAAUUACCAGUUAAUUCAACAGAAUUUACUUCAUUUGAAAACCCAAAAUUAUACUCAAGUUUAGAAUUAGCUGUUCGUUUUGGUAAAACGAUAGUAAUAUAUAACGUAAGCAAAAUCGAUCCUAUACUCGUACCAGUAUUAAGAAGUGACUUUAAAAUUGAAGGGAGCAGAAAAAUGGUCCAAAUUGCAGAUCGAUUGGUAGAUUACAACGAGAACUUCCAAUUAUACCUAUUCAGCAAUACUACUGACUUGACCUUGUCCUCAGACCAAUCUGUUUUAUUAACUAUUGUUAACUUUACCUUAAAUGACAUUGGACUCACUGAACAGCUUUUAAGACAUGCAUUGAAAGUACAAAAUCCUAAAUUAGACUCCAUGCGUUUAGAAUUAUUGCACACGGAAGAAGAAUUGAAAUCCAAAUUGCAUGUACUACAAGAGAACGUGUUAAARGACUUAGCUGACGCUCAAGGGAAUAUACUCGAAAAUCAAGAACUCCUUAAUUCGCUAGACAGUAUAAAAACUAACAGCACUGAGAUAUCAAAAUCACUCGACGAGUCACUAAAAGUGCAGAGAGAAUUAAAGUUUGAAUGUCAAGUGUACAAGCCAUUUUCCAGUUACGCUUCAAAAAUAUAUUUCGCUUUGAAAGAUUUGUUCGUCUUCAACCGUUUUUGUCAAAUCUCUAUGUCGACAUUUGUCAAAUUGUUCCAGUCUACACUAAAAGAAUCUACUGGAGGUACGAACCAAGAGAAACGACUAUUACACACGGUUUAUUAUUAUGUAUCGAGAUCGCUUUUCAAAGAUCAACAAUUGACAUUCGCCACAUACUUGUCUUAUAAAUUGAAUCCAAAUGAUUUUGGUCCUAAUGAAUGGGAAUUGUUCAUUGGAAAAAAAACAACAAAUAUUGACGAAGGAUUGAAUUAUAAAGAUAAUAUUCCAAAAUGGAUUAACGACAACAGAGCUUUUGAUGUGUACAUGUUAAAAGAAUCUGUACCAGAACUUUACGAAAAACUUCAACUCGAUAAUCAAAACAUUUGGAAAGACUUUGUCGAAACAACAAAUUCCAGCAUUCCGAAAGUGGUAAAUGUGUCGAAUUUUCAACAAGUAUUAAUAACACAAGCACUGAAACCCGAUAGAUUGCAUAAAGUUUUGACAGAAUUUUCACUCAAUCAACUAAAACUGACUGACUUAUCACCAUCGACGUUAAGUCUAUCUAAAUUGGUCGGAGAAAACGCAGAACCGGUGAUGAUAAUCACGUCCAUCGGAUCUGACCCAUCCGACGAAUUGAGGAUGUUAGCUAAACAAAUUACUCACGAAAACUGUAUAGAAAUAGCUACAGGCGAAGACCCGAGGGAAGUCGAGUCACUGCAAGAACUGUGCAAACAGCCGAAAUGGGUCGUAUUGAAAAACAUUCACCUGAGUUCGGAGUCUCUACUAACGGAGUUGGAAAAACGGUUAAAGUCAUUAGAGGACGUGCACGAGAAAUUCGCUGUGUGGAUGACCGCAGAGCCCAACGAAAAAAUUCAACAUUCAUUUGUUGUGUCGUGCGUUAAAGUCGCAUACGAAGCGCCGCACGGCGUCAAGAAGAACAUGAGACGRGCCUACGACAUCUGGAAGAACGAGCAUGUGGUGUGGAAAUCUUUGGACGAAAUGCGAUCUGCUUACACUUUGGCCUGGUUCCAUUCCAUAGUGUUGGAACGCAGGACAUACAUACCGCAGGGUUGGUCACAAUAUUACGAGUUCAAUGAUUCGGAUUUAACAGCAACCCUGAAAGUCUUACAGAAAUCAAUACAUCGUGAACACAGCUCAACAAGAUGGGCAUACAUUCACGGACUAUGUGAAAAGGCUAUCUACGGCGGCCGAAUUACAAAUAUACAAGACAUAGCUAUCCUCACAACAUAUUUGCGAUGUGUGUUCACAUCAGACAAUGUCAAUUGGAAGGAUGGUAUACCUGGAAUCGUCGAUUUAAAUUCCGGUGACGCAAAGGAUGUCGAUAACGCAUUGAAAAGCGUCCCGGAACACGACACUCCGAAACUGUUGAAUUUGCCAGAGAAUGUAGACAGGUCUUGGCAAAAGAAGCAGAGCACCGAAACAAUAUCACAGUUACGACGCGUCAGCAUUGGCAGCAUUGGGACGAAACUGCAAAUAAAGGGUGACUGGCAUUUGAAUGUCCAACCCAUUCUAGAUCUGUGGAAGGCUUUGAACAGGGGCGUCAACCUUUCUGAGUUGCCGUCGAGCAGAAGUGGCGACAGUAACCAUCAUCGGCCGGUGGAUGCGUUUUUCAGCCAAGAACUCAACUUUGCGGUCCGACUAGUUAGAAACGUGCACAAGACCUUGGUCGGUGUAAACCAGACAAUUCGCAGCAACACGAGGCCCUCGACUACAGUGUCAGACACAGUGUUACAUCUCAUUAGACUUCAAACACCAAAAACGUGGAUGGACCAAUGGACUGGUCCGAACGAUCCGGUGGCGUAUAUCAGAACCAUCGUGGCCAGAACUAUAUGCGUGAAAAAAAUUAGCGUUUUAGAUGACAAAUUGUCGCAGAAAAUCGACCUUGACGAGCUAUUUCACCCUAGAACGUUCCUAAUUGCACUAAAACAACAAACAGCCAAACAAUAUGAAAUACCUAUGGAUAGUCUCAUACUUGAUUGUUCUCUGUCAACUAAUGGAUUGAAAGGUUCCAAAAUCCACACAACAAUAUCAAAUUUGAUUAUAGAAGGUGCUAGGCUCAAUCACAAUACACUUGUUGAAAAUACAGCUGAUUCACCAUCAGUAGCUAUCAUUGAUGACAUUAAACUUGCAUGGAUUCCACAGGAACACAUAAAGCACAUGAAAAAUUCUGAUUUACCAAUAGCGUUAUAUGAGACACAAUUCAGAGAUAAUUUAAUAACAUUGCUACCAAUAGCAAUGCCAUUAAAUGAACAAAAAAAAUGGAUUUUAGCAGGAGUGACAUUAUUUCUGAGAACACAUUAAUUUUAAGAAGAAUUGAUAUUUGAAUUAUAURAUAUACCUAACACAUAAAUUGUAAAACAUAUGUAUGAACCUUAAACAAUUAAUCUAUCCUGAUUUGGGUAUUGGUAACUUAGUG